Molecule: messenger RNA, 9252 nt
Organism: Antechinus flavipes (yellow-footed antechinus)
Lineage: Eukaryota; Metazoa; Chordata; Mammalia; Dasyuromorphia; Dasyuridae
Gene: RPRD2
Product: regulation of nuclear pre-mRNA domain containing 2
Exons: 12
Coding region: 4672-9165 (1497 amino acids)
Biological process (GO): mRNA 3'-end processing
Cellular component (GO): RNA polymerase II, holoenzyme
Molecular function (GO): RNA polymerase II C-terminal domain binding
Source: RefSeq, a predicted model, not a curated record
ACUAUUAUUUUUUGGAGCAGAGUUGGGUAGCAAGUGAGGAAAGGAGAGAUGUUUCUGAUAGUAUCUUAUUUCCUCAAUAGCAUUUAGACAGCAAGUAGAUAUUUUAUACUCCUAUCCAGGAAACUUUUAAGUCCUUUCCUGGUGAAGAGAAUUGGCAGUGGAAUAUAGAGAGGCAAUUAAGAAGGUUGUAGUAGGUAGGUGGAUGAAGCAGUAAGAUUUGGAAAUUUAGCAAAGCUUCUCCCUUUACAAAGUAAAAAUCCUUUCUCCCUAACCCCUUUCCUCCCUCUUUCCUUUCUCCCCCACCCCCCAUUUAAGAGACUACUGGAAUCCUACUCUGAAAUGUUUGCUCUCUAGGAUAGCUUGAGGAAGAUAUUAACAUCUAGUCACCCUGACAUCCUCUAAAGUCAUUUUAGAAAUAAUCUAAGAUCUGGGAUUCCUUCAUAUUCUAUCUAUACCCUCCAUUUAUGCUGCAUAAAUUGCAUCAGGCAAAUGCAAGGAGUUCUGGAUUUGGAUUUAGGAAUUUAAGUUUAAAUCCUGGCUCUUUUUACUUGCUGUGUGAUCUUUGGCCAAGCAAGUCACUUAAAUUCUCUUGGCCUCCAUUUCCUCAUUUGUAUAAUGUAAGGGAGUCAACAUCUCUUAAGUUCUUUCUAGCUCAGGGGUAUUAAUGGAACACCAUUGGGGAGUAGAGGUAGAGAAAGGAUGCUUACCUUUGGUGUUCCCUUAAAAGGGUCUUAAUAUUGCUAACCAAGUUGUGGUGUCAAGUCAACUUGUGCAUAUUUUGAAUUUACAACAGAUUCUCAGACAUCAGGGAAAAUGAGGUUUUCCUAACACAUCCUUUCUCUUUUCCUAUCCCCCCUUUCCCCCCAAGUUCUUCCAGGUACAAAAAGCACUGUGUACCCAACUGUCCCUUAUGUCCUGGAGCAAGAGCUUACCAAUCUUUUUGUUAAAAGAGACAUAUUUAUAAGUUUUUAAAUGGACCAUGGUGGGUUUUUUAAAGCAAUGUGGUACAGUGGAAAGGGCAUUUGAAGUCAGAAGAUCUGGGUUCAAGGCCCUAGCUCUAUCACAUUAUUAGCUGUGAUACUGGGCAAGCUCUUUAAUUAUUCUGAGUCCUCAUUUGUAAAAAUGGAGAAAAUACUUGUAAUACCCACUUCACAGGGUUGUUGUGAGGAAAGCAUUUUGUAAACGUUUAAACGUUAUAUAAAUGUGAGCUGCUAUUACUACUACUACCUACCUCACAAGGUUGUUGUGAGGAUCACUUUGUAACUGUAAAUCACUGCAAAAUAUAUAAAUGUGAGUUGUUAUUGUAAAUGGAGAAGGAAAUAGGUCUUCCACAAUAACACAUGUAAUGGAUGAGAUAAGUCUUGGGAUAGAGGGGGAGGAAGGAGCUAAGAUAACACACAUAGGUAAAAGUAUUUAUAAUACAUGGUAAGUGAAGAUAAUAUGAAUGACAGAUAAUUAUAAGAGGGUGGGAUAGGAAAAUUAUCAUGGGAAAGAUGGCCUUUAGGGAAUUUAACAGGGAGAAAGACCAAUCCAGUCAUGAACCCAGCUUGGACAAAGGUGGGGAAUGGAGAAGAAUAAAGUUGAGUAAAAUAGCAGUUGGUCUGCUAUUAUAUAGUAAUAUUGCUAAAUCAAAGAGUAUGCCACAAUUUAGUGAUUGAAAAGGCAUAGUUCCAUGUUGGAAUCUUUACAAACAGCUAACCCUUCUUGCCUCAGAGAGAGGGCUUCUGAUGUAAUUCUGCUGAAAUCUCCCCGAAAGUCUUUCUUUUAUACAAGAGAGAGGAAUUGUGGGAUACGAGAGAGGGGGAUUAUGGGUUUUCUCCCAUAGUGCUCUCUGGCCCGAAGAGCUUUAAGGGAGGUGUGAAUUCACAAAGUUACAAAGUUUACUUUGUGAAUCUGGCAAACUUGUGAAUUCCGAUGAGUAAAGGUGUAAAUACAAGCAUUGUACUAAUUAGUUCUACUUAGUACCUUGUUUCAGGUUCUGACCCAAAACAUCUUGUAAGAUAGAUCAACUCUAAUUAGUUAGCAGUUUGUAAAGAUUCCAACAGUUCCACAUUGCUUUUCACAAUGGCAGGGCCAAAUUACAACAAUAGGGUGUGAUCAUACCUGUUUUCUGGAGGGCAAUUCCAAAAUCUGGUGUUUUCCAUUUUUGGCAGUCUAAUGGUUAUAAAGUAGAACCUGUCUUUUUUCUUUUUAUUUCUCUAAUUAGUGAUUUGGAUGUUUUUUCAUAUUUUGUUGAUAAUUUGAAUUUCUUCUUUAGUAAACUUUAAUCCAGGAUAUUGGGAUAGGGGAUGAAACGGGUUAUAGAAACAAUGUAAAAAUCUUCAUAAAUUUUUAGAAGCUUGCCUAGGGCAGUGAAGGAUUAAAUAACUUGUCCAGGGUCAAACAUGUCAAGAGGUCAAAUGUAAAAUGGUGUCUUGCCUUAGAAGUAGGCUCUGCUUUUCUCCAUAACUAGUAUGUUACAGGAAUAAUAAUGAAAGAAUAGUGAUAAGUCGAAGUGAGAACUCAUUUCUUACUCUGGGCCAGUUUAGGACUAAAAGAUUUGAACUACACUAUCUCCCAAGUCCCCUUUAGCUAAGGAAUAGUAACUGGCCUGUCUGAAGCCAAAAUGAAAGUAUCUGGUAGGGAAAAAUUGAGAAUGGUUUCAGAUGCUGCCGAAAGAUCUAAAUUCCUUUAAAAGGCCAUCACACUAGGCUAUUAUAAAGUUGUUUGGGAGAGCAAUUUCAUUAGCUCUUUAGCUACGUUGCAAGAGUUUGAAAAUAAACUCAUGAGAUCUAGCUAUAGAUAAGAUAUAUUAUAAGCAAGUGGGAAAAUAAGCCAUUAAGGUGAAGGGAAGGUUUUGUUUUUGUUUCUGUAAGGGUAUGCUUGUGGACAAAUGGGAAGGAGAAACGGAAAAAGAUUAAAGAUGCAGGAGAAAGGGACAAGACUGAAGUCAAUUCCCGAGAGACGAAAGGGAAGGGAAUCAGAGAUAGUGGACUUAAUUAUAUAUACAAUUAUCCCUAAAUGACCUAAGACAAGAGUGGGUGACGAUCAGCAAAGAUUCUGAACUAAAGUUCUCUUCCAGUAGCCCCAAAUCUUCCCUUGGGUUGGUUUGUCAUCUGGAGCCCAGAAGCUAGAAAAGAGCCCUUUAUGGUGCGAAGCAAUCUAAUUGUACCAGAUUUAGAGCGGGUGCAUCUGCUAAAAUGAAAAACGUGAUUUGUGUGUGGCUUGCAAACUGUACUUCCAGUGGCAGCGCCGACAAAAACGCCAAUCGCUCGGCUCUGCCGCGGAGGUGCUCACCCACAACCCCGACGGUCGCUUCCGCGGAGCCUCCGCUUAACCCGACGGGGCUCGGGGCUGGCUGGCUGGGUUACCUGACCCAGAGUCUUCUCUAGCUUGCUGGGUCUGGCGAGGCCACGGGCACAACUACACCUUCCAAGGCCUCCAAAUCUCAAAGUUCGGGUGAAGUUGGACGUAUUUGUUACUACUCUUUACGGUUUCCCCCUACGUAGUCUGAACGGUCAGGUGGCCCCGAAUGGUUUCUCCCGAGGUGGAGUUGCAGAGAGAGAAGCGAGAAAAACCGUUCCCUCCAGGAGUCUGCGCAGUUCAUGUCUUACUGUAGUUGGCGCAUGCGCGUCUUCUGAGGCGCUGCAAGAUGGCGGCAGGCCGCUUCGUCCCGAUUCGGUGCUCCGGAGAGUUAGCGGAAGCGAGGGCUGCAGUCGCCCGGGAAUAACAGUAGCUGCUUCGCAGUGGGAAUUCCCUGGCCCUUUUCCGUGAGCAGAACGACAUCAAGAGAGACCUUGAGGCCCCGAGAUUCAGAGGGAAAGGGCAAAGCGGGCCCCUCCCCCAAACCUCCCCACAGAUCGGCCGACUCUCUCUCCCCCCUCCCUUUUUUCCCAGCGCUCAACACGCGAGUUUGUGACACAGGCGCAGAAGGAGUCGGAGGGGGCCCUUUGCUCUCGCGCGUGUGCGGACUUCAGCGCGCGCUUUCCGUCUAUCGAUCUUGAUUGGUCUAAAUUCAUCGCCUCCACUCCUCCCCUUCCUUCUUGAUUGAAGAGGAAGGGGAGGCGGGGCUGGGUGGCGCAUGCGCAGCAACCUUACUGUCGCUGUUGCGUUGCAAAAAAAAUUUCUGGCUGGGUAGUCUUGUGGCUCUCGUGCGAGGGCUGCGAGGGGUUUGAGAAAGUGUUGCGGAGGGAAGGGGGUGGGGGUAAGGAGUCGGGUAGUGUUUAGGCGCCCGACACAAACUCCCAUCCCCCGUCCCACGGGACUCCCUGGUUCUGGUUGGGAAAGGGGCUAUGAGUGCAAGGUGCUGGUCAGGCCCCUGCUAGAAGCAGGGUCCCUGCGUUCCAAAACGCUUGCCACUCGGGCCAGAGGUUUAGAAGGGCAUUGCUCUAGGCCUUGUACGCCCCUGCCCUCUAGGCGAACCUCCUCUGGUCCCGGACUGGUUUAAACACUACAUCCGAUUCCAAACUGAUCAAAGUGCAAGACUAGCUGCUUCCUCGGCCGCCCCCCCCCGAGCGCCUCGGGGCCGCCUUCGGCGCCGGCCCUCCCACCCCCACCGCCAGCCCAGCCGAGCGCGUGCACCCGCUUUCUCUUUCCCUCUCAGCCCCCAGCUUGCACGCACCCGCAGUGAUUGUUUUGCCCGCUCCCGCCGCCGCCGCAGGAGGAGCAGCAGCGCUUGUGCAAGGGGGAAAGAUGGCGGCCGGCGGCGGCGGCGGAGGCGGCGGCAGCAAGGCCUCCUCGUCUGCUGGGGCCCUGGAAUCUUCGCUGGAUCGCAAAUUCCAGUCGGUGACCAACACGAUGGAAUCCAUCCAGGGCCUGUCGUCAUGGUGCAUCGAGAACAAGAAGCACCACAGCACCAUCGUCUACCACUGGAUGAAGUGGCUCCGCAGAUCUGCCUUUCCACACCGACUGAAUCUUUUUUACCUGGCCAAUGAUGUUAUACAGAACUGUAAACGGAAAAAUGCAAUCAUAUUCCGCGAAUCAUUUGCUGAAGUGCUUCCUGAAGCUGCCUCUCUGGUGAAGGAUCCAUCUGUCUCUAAGUCUGUAGAACGAAUUUUUAAAAUCUGGGAAGAGAGAAAUGUAUACCCUGAAGAAACAAUUGUGGUACUAAAAGAAGCUUUGAGUACCACUUUCAAAACUCAGAAGCAGCUGAAAGAAAAUCUGAACAAACAACCGAAUAAGCUGUGGAAGAAAUCACAAACCUCCACCAACCCCAAAGCUGCUCUCAAGUCUAAGAUAGUCGCCGAAUUUCGAUCUCAGGCUCUCAUUGAUGAACUGCUGCUGUACAAACGUUCUGAGGACCAGAUUGAACUAAAGGAGAAGCAGCUGGCCACUAUGCGAGUAGAUGUGUGCAGUACAGAGACUCUUAAGUGCUUAAAAGAUAAAACCGGUGGGAAAAAGUUUUCCAAAGAAUUUGAAGAGGCAAGCUCCAAGCUGGAAGAAUUUGUGAAUGGCUUAGACAAGCAGGUGAAGAAUGGGCCCUCGCUGACAGAGGCACUAGAGAAUGCUGGAAUUUUCUAUGAAGCUCAAUACAAGGAAGUCAAAGUGGUGGCCAAUGCAUAUAAAACCUUUGCUAACAGAGUGAACAAUUUAAAAAAGAAACUGGAUCAGCUCAAGUCAACUUUGCCUGAUCCUGAAGAAUCUCCAGUCCCUUCACCAAGCAUGGAUGCUCCCUCACCAACUGGUUCUGAGUCCCCUUUCCAGGGAAUGGGAGGAGAGGAGUCCCAAUCACCAGCUGUGGAAAGUGAGAAAUCAGCCACACCUGAGCCUGCUACAGAUAACCGGGAUGUAGAAGACAUGGAACUUUCAGAUGUGGAGGAUGAUACAUCAAAAAUCAUUGUGGAGGACAGGAAAGAAAAACCUGUUGAGAAGCCAGCUAUAUCCACGUCUGCACCCACUAAACUAACAGAAAGUAUCCCUAAAGCAGCACCGUGUACCACAGCUUCUGUGACUGUGACAUCAACUCCACCACCACCAAAACCCAUGAGCACAUCAGUUCUUCCUCCUUCCCCCGCCUUGGCUUUGCCGAAUCUAGCCAAUGUGGAUCUUGCAAAAAUCAGUUCCAUCCUUAGCAGUCUGACAUCUGUCAUGAAGAAUACAGGGGUCAGUCCUGCAUCAAGACCAUCUCCAGGCACUCCUACGAGUCCCACUCACCUCCCAGGCAACCUGAAAGCUCCUGUUCCUGCUACUACAACAUCUCACAAUCCUCUGGCCAAUAUCCUCUCCAAGGUGGAAAUCACCCCCGAGAGCAUUCUCUCUGCCCUUUCCAAAACGCAGACACAGGCAGCCCCUGCGCUUCAAGGCCUGUCAUCCUUACUUCAGAGUGUUACUGGGAACCCAGUUGCUUCAAGUGAAGCUGCAUCCCAGAGCACUUCAUCUUCCCCAGCCAACACCAGCAUCUCCAGCAUGAAAGGGAGGAGUCUGCCCUCUAAUACACAGUCCUUUAUGCCCAAAAGCUUUGGCUACUCUCCUAACUCUUCAACUUCUGAAGUUUCUUCCACUUCAGUUAGCAAGGUCCCCAUAGGACACAACCCAGGGCUCCCAACCUCGAGUUUUAAGCCACCAUCCAACUCGCUGGGAUUCUCUGCUUCCCACAGUGCAAAUCCUGCUCUUCCGUCCACUGAGCCUGCUCUGGGGCAGUCCUCCGAGAUCUCCAAGCCAAAGCUAGAGUCAGAGCCCACCUCCCCAAGCUUAGAGAUGAAGAUCCACAACUUUUUGAAAGGUAACCCUGGCUUCAGCGGGUUGAAUCUAAACAUCCCAAUCCUCAGUAGCUUGGGGGCAAACAUCCCAGCUGAGAGCCAUCCAUCAGACUUUCAGCGAGGUCCCACAAGCACUUCCAUGGACAACAUUGAUGGGACUCCUGUCCGGGAUGAACGGAGUGGGACUCCUACCCAGGAUGAAAUGAUGGACAAACCAACAUCCAGUAAUGUGGAUACUAUGUCCUUGCUGUCCAAAAUCAUUAGUCCUGGCUCUUCGACACCCAGCAGUACGCGAUCACCACCUCCUGGGAGGGACGAUAGCUAUUCUCAGGAGCUAUCUAACUCUGUAUCUUCCUAUCGGCCUUUUGGCCUGGGCAGUGAAUCCCCCUACAAGCAAGCGCCUGAUGGAAUGGAGAGACCCUCCUCACUCAUGGACUCACCACAGGAAAAGUUCUAUCCAGAUACCUCUUUCCAGGAGGAUGAGGAUUACAGAGAUUUUGAAUACUCAGGUCCCCCUCCAUCAGCCAUGAUGAAUCUAGAGAAGAAACCAGCUAAGUCGAUCCUAAAAGCAAGCAAGCUUUCUGAUAGCGACUACCAGCCCAUCAUGUCCAGCUACAGCCACAGGACCCAGGAGUUUGGCGUGAAGUCUACCUUCCCUCCAGCAAUGAGGGCUCUCCUGGACCCAAGUGAGAGUUGUGACCACCUGGCCUCCUCUCCAGGACUGUACAGCACCUAUAACCUGAGAGGCAGCGAGUCUGGCUCCGAGCGGUCACCCUCGCCAAGUAAAAACGACACCUUUUUCUCUCCCGACUCCAACCACACGAGCCUCUCUCAGACUGCCACCACACACCUCGGCCUGCCUCAGAAGCAGUACCCGGACUCCCCUCACUCCAUCCCUCACCGCUCCCUGUUCUCCCCACAAAGCACCCUGGCCACUCCCACAGGCCGCCCAGCUGCUUCGGGCGUAGACAAAGUCCUGGCCUCCACCAUUUCCACCACUUCAACAAUUGAGUUUAAAAAUAUGCUCAAAAAUGCCUCCCGCAAGCCCUCUGAGGAUAAGCAUUUUGGCCAGGCUCCUGGCAAGGGAAACGCGAGCGACGGGGUCGGGCUCACCGGCCUCGUCCAGCCCAGUCUGAGCUCCAGCGAUCAGCAGCAGCCGCAGCCAGAGGAGCACUACCGCAUAGAAACCCGGGUCUCCUCUUCCUGCUUAGACUUACCUGAUAGUACUGAGGAGAAGGGGGCCCCAAUAGAGACCUUGGGUUACCAUAAUGCCUCCAACAGGAGGAUGUCAGGGGAGCCGAUCCAGACAGUAGAGUCCAUCCGGGUGCUGGGGAAAGGGAAUAGAGGACAUGGGCGUGAGCCUUCCAGGGUGGGUUGGUUUGAGUUGAGCCCCUCCGGCAGCUCCUUUGACAAUGGCCCCUCGAGUGCCUCUGAGCUGGCCCCCCUCGGGGGUGGGAGUGGAGGGGGGCUCUCUGGCUUCAAAGCAGCAGCCUACAAGGAGCGGGCACCCUCAUUUCAGGAAAGUGUCAGCUUUCGCUCCAGCAACUUCAACUCUACUUUUGAACACCAUCUUCCCCCACCUCCCUUGGAGCAUGGGGCACCCUUCCAGAGAGAGCCCAUGGGGCCAUCAUCUGCCCCCCCUGUUCCUUCUAAGGAGCACGGUGGGCUCUUCUCUCGGGAUACUCCCAGCCACUUGACCUCUGUGGAUCUUUCGAACCCCUUCACCAAGGAAGCAGCCCUAGCCCAUGGUGCCCCACCCCCUCCUCCUGGGGAUCAUAGCGGGGUUCCUUUCUCUACUCCGCCUCCUCCUCCACCCCCCGGGGAGCACAGCGGCAGUGGUGGCGGUGGUGGUCCUUUCUCUAACCCUCCCCCUCCUCCUCCCCCUGUCGACCACUCAGGGGUGGUCUCCUUCCAAGCCCCACCCCUGGCAGAGCACAGUGGAGUGCCGGGGCCUGUCGCAGUGUUCUCCAAGGAGCAUAGCUCCCUCCUCCAAGGCAAUCUAGCUGAGCAUUUUGGUGUGCUCCCAGGACCCCGGGACCCCACACAGAGGGACCUCAACGGCCCUGGCCUCAGCCGUGUGCGUGAAGGCCUAAAUCUGCCCACACAUUCUCGGGAGCACCUAGGCCCAAGCCACGGAGGAGGUGGGGGGGGCGGCAGCAGCAGUGGCCCUGCCUUGGGUCCCCCACACAGAGACACCAUCAGCCGGAGUGGAAUGGUCUUACGGAACCCCCGGCCGGACUUUCGGCCUCGGGAAUCUUUUCUCAACAGAGACCCGUUUCACAGCUUAAAGAGGCCCAGGCCACCUUUUGCUAGGGGCCCUCCGUUCUUUGCACCAAAACGCCCAUUCUUCCCUCCCAGGCUGUUCCGCAGGCCAGAAGACAGAGCCAAGAUCUGGGCUCCUGGAUCUAUGACUCGGGCCAAAGACUCAACCCCCUCUCUCCCUGCCCCUCAGGAAACUCUGACCUCUGUAGCCGCACAGAAUCAAUAAGCUUCUCUAAGGGAAAACCCACCGUCCUCCAGAGACCCUUCAUCCUCAUUUUCCUUGUGACUGAUUCAAUAAACAGAUUCAGCCCUA